Molecule: messenger RNA, 310 nt
Organism: Caenorhabditis angaria
Lineage: Eukaryota; Metazoa; Nematoda; Chromadorea; Rhabditida; Rhabditidae
Source: the annotation of a GenBank genome assembly
AUGAAUUCGACAUUGAUUCCUUCUACACCACCUCCUAUUCCAACUUCCCCGAAUUUUUUGAAUGGUGGAUUUUUCAAUCGAGGCGAUCAACAACAAUUUCCAACACAAAGUGAGAUUCAAGAAAAUGAUGAGAAAAUUUUGAAAUGAAAAUCUUUUAGCUCCGAAUCUUCAACCACAAUUAGAACAAUUUACAAAUCAACAAAUUUUUGUUUCUCAAACCCAAGCACCAGCGUUCAAUCAAGUUGUUCAAAGUGGCCAACAAGGAAUCAACCAAAAUUUUCCGAGUCCAACUCUAAACGAACUUUACUGA